UGACUUCCCCCCCCCAAAAGCAACCGUGCUCUUGGUGUGUCCGCGAACUUCGGACGAGUUGUGUGUUUGCUGCGUUGGGCGCAUAUCGGUGUAACACGGCAAACGUUGUUGUUUCGACGCAUCCUCACGGUACAUCAGGCAGGAGGUAGCUGCCAUCGUGUAAAAAAAAAAAACCGUGUGCGGUGUGUUUUCCUUCGCCAAGUGUGCCGAGAGUGUCACACAGUAGUAGUACUUGCACCCCGUUCAAAAACACAUUGUGCGCUGAGGAGGAACGCACACGCAGCCAGCAAGCAUACAGUCGCGCAUUUGCGAGCGAACGGCACGACGACGCGGUUUGAUCGUGCUUUCGGGCCACUGCUACCACAGUACACGGUAGGCAUCGGUUCUAUUCACAUCGCGCACGGCGGUUGUGUGCUGCACGGUGUGUGUGUGUGUUUGUCGCUAGCUUCAGUGGGCCUUGCGUGGCGGGUGUCUCGGUGUGACAACAUUUGGAUCCAGCCGGUGUUUAUCAAAGUGUUAAUGUGUUUUUUUCCGAUACAAAAAGGGUGCAAUCAGUGUGCGCUGACCUGUGGCUCUGUUGGUCCGUUGUGAUCGAAAUAGUGUGUGAUUGAGUGGAAGUAAUACGUUUGCAGUGAAAGGAAAGUAUGUUGGUAACGUGUAAACCACUUUUAAAUCUACCGAAAAAGAAGUUAGAGUAAAUCGUGCGAAAAAAAUUCGUUUGCAUUAAAGUGUCGAACAUAGUGGCGUGCUAACAUCCUAACCUGUGCCAGGGGAAGAAGCGUUCGGUUUUUUUCUGUGGUGUGGUGUGAAAGUGACGACACGAGAGCAGAAAGAAGCUCGAGCACAACCACACCGAGAAACCGAGUGGAGAAGGAUAAAAAAAACACGCCCCGUUGCAGCAGUUACUACUGCCAAAACCCCCGAAGUGUGUAACAGGCGGCCGUGCUGUCAAACGCCUAACACAAGAUGGCGGACCUGGAGGCAGUGCUGGCAGACGUCAGCUAUCUGAUGGCGAUGGAGAAAUCCAAGUGUAUGCCGGCGGCCCGGGCCAGCAAGAAAAUCGUGCUGCCCGAUCCAAGCGUUCGGAGCGUGAUGCACAAAUAUCUGGAGAAGGAAAAUGAGGUCAACUUUGAUAAAAUUUUCAACCAAGUAUUAGGCUAUCUAUUAUUCAGAGACUUUUGCGACAAUGUCUCAGAGGAACCGGUGCCACAUUUGAAGUUCUACGAAGAGAUCAAAGCCUACGAAAAGACAGAGUGCCAUGACGAGAGGCGGAAGCAGGCGCGAGACAUCUACGACAAUUACAUCAUGAAGGAAAUGUUGUCCCACACACACGAAUAUUCCAAGGAAGCGGUCGCACACGUCCAGAAGUAUCUGAUGAAAAACGAGGUGCCGGUGAACCUGUUCGAGCCGUACAUCGAGGAAAUAUUCCACCAUCUGCGGGGCGAACCGUUCCGAAAGUUUCUCGAAAGCGACAAGUACACCCGCUUCUGCCAGUGGAAAAACCUGGAACUCAACAUACAGCUAACGAUGAACGAUUUCAGCGUCCAUCGGAUCAUCGGCCGGGGCGGAUUCGGCGAGGUGUACGGUUGCCGCAAGGCGGACACGGGCAAGAUGUACGCGAUGAAGUGCUUGGACAAGAAGCGCAUCAAAAUGAAGCAGGGCGAAACGUUAGCACUGAACGAACGGACAAUGCUGUCACUCGUCAGCACGGGGGUCGAUUGCCCAUUCAUCGUGUGCAUGACGUACGCUUUCCACACGCCGGACAAGCUCUGCUUCAUCCUGGACCUCAUGAACGGUGGCGACCUGCACUACCAUCUGUCCCAGCACGGUGUCUUCAACGAGUCGGACAUGAAGUUCUACGCGGCCGAGGUCAUCCUGGGACUCGAACACAUGCACAAGCGGUUCAUCGUGUACCGGGACCUGAAGCCGGCCAACAUACUGCUGGACGAAAAUGGCCACGUGCGCAUCUCCGAUCUCGGGCUGGCCUGUGAUUUUAGCAAAAAGAAACCGCACGCCUCGGUCGGCACCCACGGAUACAUGGCGCCGGAAGUGCUGUCCAAGGGCACGCCGUACGAUUCGAGCGCGGACUGGUUCAGCUUCGGCUGCAUGCUCUACAAACUGCUCAAGGGCCACUCGCCGUUCCGGCAGCACAAAACCAAGGACAAGCAUGAGAUCGACCGGAUGACACUAACGAUGCAACCUUCCUCCUUGCAGAACGUGGAGCUGCCGGAAUCGUUCAGCAAAGAACUGAGAGACCUGCUGGAGGGCUUGCUGCAGCGCGACAUCGACAAGCGGUUAGGCUGUAAGGGUGGCGGUGCCGAGGAGGUCAAGUCACAUCCGUUCUUUGCCGGCAUCGACUGGAACCAGGUGUACUACCAGAAGUAUACGCCACCGCUAAUACCACCGCGCGGUGAGGUCAAUGCCGCGGAUGCGUUCGAUAUCGGGUCGUUCGACGAGGAGGACACGAAGGGCAUCAAGCUGACCGAACAGGACCAGGAGCUGUACCGAUACUUCCCGCUAACGAUCUCCGAACGAUGGCAGCAGGAGGUGGCCGAAACGGUGUUCGAAACGGUCAACACGGAGGCGGACAAGGUGGAACAGAAGCGCAAAGCCAAACAGAAGCAGCGCUUCGAUGCGGACGAGAAGGAGUCGGAUUGCAUACUACACGGGUAUAUUAAAAAGUAUGGCGGUUCGUUCGCGUCCGUCUGGCAGACGCGCUACGCCAAACUCUAUCCUAACAGACUGGAGCUGCACACCGAAAGUGGCAGCACCAAACCGGAACUGGUGUUCAUGGAUCAGAUCGAGGAGGUAUCGCCGGACUUUGUCCAGUUCAAGAACGAACAGUGCGUACAGAUCCGGUUUCGCGACGGUAUCCGCGACGGCAAGCUGAUCCUAACGAACUCGGAUGAAAUCGGUUUGAAGGAAUGGGCCUUAUCACUGCGCGCCGCACACAAAGAAAGCCAGGAGCUGCUCGGCUCGAUGGCGAAAAAGGCGGGCAAAAUUUACGGUACCGAGGGCCAACGGGGUACCGGCGGUCCGGACGGUAAGCAGCAGCUGGGCGGUGCCGCGGGCGGUAUGGUUAUCUCGAGCGGUGGUGGUGGUGGUGGUGGCGGUGCGGCAGCGGGCGGCGGUGGUGUGAUCGCUGCCGGUGGUCAGAAGAACGCGAACGGCGGCUCUAACUAGCGGUUACUGUUGCGAUCUCGGUCCUGCUUCAUAGAACCGAAUCGUCUGAAGGAACCGCUGCUGAAGAUGAAGUGCAAGGACACAUAAGCGUGCCCCUAAGUAUUAACCACUUUCAUGACUCCGAGUUGCAAAAAACGGGUUUUUUCUACUAGUGAAAAUUAAAAUUAUAACGCGCACGCACGCACGCACGCACCUGCUGCGCACGACCACCUAACGUUUACAAAGCACGGGAUGAAGACCAGGAUCACAAGACCGGCUCUUUGUGUGCGUGUGUGCAUGCACAUCCUGUUUUUUAAUUAGUGUGCGUAACGUUCGUGCGUGUGUGCGUGCGUGCGUACACACAAAUUCAAUGUGACUGAGCGUGUCGUGGGCUUGUUGACCGUUGGCGUAACCAGUGUUGAGUAGUUGAGCAGCAGAGUGAUAUUUGAACGUAGGGUCGCAUCCAAAGAAUGCCAGUGUUACGCGGAAACAAUAUGCGCUCCCCAUGACGGUGGUAUUUAGAAUUUUGAGACUUAAAGCGGAUGGCAAAGUGGCCGCUUCCCGCCUGUGUGUGCCGGGCUGGAAGAUUCAAUUCCUUGAUUUUUUGCGUGGCGCGUAAGCAAGCAACAAGUAAUAGGUGUCACAGUCCUAGGUGAAAAAAAAAAACAAAAAGGAAAAAACAAACACACUUCAACACAACAACACAACAACAUAACUCUAGAAUAAUGAAUGUGUCAAUUUCGUAUUGUAUUAUUACGACGUGAUAUAAACGAGUGUGGAGGAAGCCUUUGGCAGGCAACACACUCUGACUAAGACUAUGCGGAUGCGGGCACCACCGUGUGGAAUGGAGGCAAUGGAGGGAUAUGUUGAACUAGAAGAGAAACAAAGCGGAAAAAGCGAGUGGACUGUUGCACCCAAAGGAAAAGACGUGUAGACGCUUGUACGCUUGAUGCAGGAAUGAAUCUUUAUUCAAAGUUAAA
Messenger RNA from Anopheles stephensi (Asian malaria mosquito), 4142 nucleotides. It is a transcript of the gene Gprk1, whose product is annotated as G protein-coupled receptor kinase 1. NCBI's taxonomy places the organism in Eukaryota, Metazoa, Arthropoda, Insecta, Diptera, Culicidae. The transcript has 14 exons. The record is from RefSeq and is a predicted model, not a curated record. The coding region runs from base 967 to 3183 and encodes 738 amino acids. Gene Ontology annotation, molecular function: G protein-coupled receptor binding; G protein-coupled receptor kinase activity; ATP binding. Gene Ontology annotation, biological process: regulation of signal transduction; protein phosphorylation; G protein-coupled receptor signaling pathway.